This is a messenger RNA of Pyrus x bretschneideri (Chinese white pear), 2171 nucleotides long. Its product is annotated as 7-deoxyloganetin glucosyltransferase-like. The record is from RefSeq and is a predicted model, not a curated record. Gene Ontology annotation, molecular function: UDP-glycosyltransferase activity. The transcript has 2 exons. The coding region runs from base 469 to 1926 and encodes 485 amino acids. NCBI's taxonomy places the organism in Eukaryota, Viridiplantae, Streptophyta, Magnoliopsida, Rosales, Rosaceae.
GGAAAUGAUCUGAAGAGAGGAGAGAAAGGAAGAGGAGAGAUGGGAGAGAAAAUUAUAACAGAUUGGAAGAGAGGAGAGAAAAGGAAAUGAUUGGAUGAGAGAGAAGAGAAGAAAAUCAUGACACAGGAACAGUUGAUAGGAGGACAACCAGAGAGAGAUCAGAUUAAAAACUUUAAAAACUUUUUUUUUUUUUUUUUUUGUAUUUUUCACAAAUAACUAAUUUUUUAAGUUGGUUUUGAGUUUACUUUUUAAAAAAGUAGUCCUAUCAAAUAAGAAUUAUUGACUUGAAACUCACAAACUGUAUUUAAGAUAAAAAAAAAAAAAAUUGGAUUUAAAUUGCAUAUGAAACAGGCUCCUAGAUUCCUCACACAAACAUAUUGAAAAGUGCUCACUAUAAAUAUUAGUAGUGUGCAUUCUGCAAACGCUGAGUCUGCAAUACAAAAAAAAUAGGCAUACAGAAAAUAGAGGAUGGAUACCAGAGAGGUACCUAAUAAGCCUCAUGCUGUUUGUAUUCCAGUUGCAGCUCAGAGCCACAUCAAGGCCAUGCUUCAAUUUGCAAAGCUUCUCCACCACAGAGGUUUUCAUAUCACCUUUGUCAACACAGUGUUCAACCACAAGCGCUUUCUUAGAUCUCUCGGCCCCAACUCCCUUGACGGCUUGCCUGAUUUUCGGUUCGAAGCCAUCCCAGAUGGCCUUCCUGAUUCAGAUGAAAAUGCCACCCAAGAUGUCGCUUUGCUUGCUGACUCUGUCAGAAAACAGAAUUUCUUGGCUCCCUUUCGUGCCCUCCUCAAUAAACUCAACAACGAUGCCUUAUCCACAUCCAACAAUCCAAGGGUGACUUACAUAAUUUCAGACGGUUUCAUGUCCACAUUCACAAUCACAGCUGCUGAAGAAAUUGGAGUCCCUAUAGUACUGUUCUACACUAUUGCUGCAUGCAGCUUCAUGGGCUUUAUACAACUUCGUGCUUUGGUCGAAAAAGGACUUGCACCACUUAAAGAUGAGAGUUGUUUGACAAAUGGCUAUUUGGACAAGGUUAUAGAUUGGAUUCCAGGAAUGAAGGGUAUCCGUUUGAAGGAUCUCCCAACCUUCCUUCGAACCACAAAUCCUAAUGACUUAUUUUUAAACUUCAUGAUGGAAUCAACAGAUAGAGCUCAUGAAGCUUCAGCAAUUAUUCUUCAUACUUUUGAUGCCUUGGAGCGAGAUGUUUUGGAUGCUCUGGCAUCUAUGCUUCCGCUUGUUUAUUCCAUUGGCCCUCUUCAAUUACAUCUCAACCAGAUACCAGAACAUCCCUUGAAUAUUGGAUACAGUCUAUGGAAAGAAGAGACUCAAUGCCUCGAGUGGCUAAAUAGUAAGGCGCCAAAUUCAGUUGUGUACGUGAAUUUUGGCAGUAUAACUGUUAUGACACCCGAACAUCUAGCUGAGUUUGGAUGGGGACUAGCAAACAGCAAGCUGCCUUUCUUCUGGGUAAUUAGACCCGAUGUGGUAAUUGGCGGAUCAGCGAUUUUGCCAUCAGAGUUUGUGGCUGAAACAAAAGAAAGAAGUUUAUUUGCAAGUUGGUGCCCACAAGAGCAUGUGCUGAACCAUCCAUCAGUUGGAGGAUUUUUAACACACAGCGGUUGGAGUUCAACCAUUGAGAGCCUGACUGCAGGAGUGCCUAUGCUCUGUUGGCCAUUCUUUUGCGACCAGCAAAUGGACUGCCGCUAUACUUGCAAUGAAUGGGGCAUUGGCAUGGAAAUCAAUAAUGACGUGAAGAGGGAUGAAGUAGAGAAGCUUGUUAGAGAGUUAAUGGAGGGGAAGAAGGCUAAGAAGAUGAAAAAUAAGGUCAUGGAGUUGAAGAAACUUGCAGAAGAAUCUACUAGUCCUCACGGUUCUUCAUCCAAGAACUUCGACAAUUUAGUAAAUCGUGUGCUAUUAAGGAAAAGCUAGAGGUCAGCUUUAACAAUAUUGUUAAGCUUUUGAUGUUUUUACAUUGUUGGCCACAGCCUUAAAUGAUAAUUAUCUGGCUAGCAAGAUGUGAGGAAGCAUGUACUGCAUUCCUAAAUGUUUUUUGGUUCAAUAACUAGUAAUAUGUUUAGCCUGCGACCACCAUCUUAAAUUCUGUCAAAUAAUAUCAUGUAUUAGUAAGUGGCUGUAACUCAAUUUGUUAAAAGCAUUUAUCUUUGCAUUUGAAA